Mercenaria mercenaria is the source of this 13021-nucleotide messenger RNA. Its product is annotated as rho-related BTB domain-containing protein 1-like. Gene Ontology annotation, molecular function: GTP binding; protein binding; GTPase activity. The transcript has 9 exons. Gene Ontology annotation, biological process: small GTPase-mediated signal transduction. Lineage: Eukaryota; Metazoa; Mollusca; Bivalvia; Venerida; Veneridae. The record is from RefSeq and is a predicted model, not a curated record. The coding region runs from base 409 to 2577 and encodes 722 amino acids.
AAGAUAUAAUAUUUCAGUUACCUUUUAAAGUUCUAUAUUUAGUCAAACAUAUUACACUUCAGAGUAAGAGGAAAAUUAAUAAGAUGAUUGAAUAAAAUGUUGAUAUUUAAUACAUGCAUGUAACAUAAGGUUUGGUAUCAAACGGAUCAUCAACAAAGAAACGGAAGCUGUUAAUGGAGAUGAUUCUGAUUUCUUUUCAAUUUUCUAGACGUGUUGUGUGAAAUAGUAUAUCAGCCUGUGAAAAUAAAUACAGAAUUAGGUAGAUCUACAUUGUAUCAUUCAAAUGAAGGUAGAGAUGAGAAAUUAAGGAAAUUGACUUAUGAAAUGAAGGCAUUUUAUAUAUGUUACAUAGAUUCAGGCAAAUACAGUUACGCUUUUCGUGACACUGGAAGAUAAAGAACAUUUACAAUGUUUGAUGUGGAAGAAUCGCCGAUCCCAGACAGAAAACGCGAACAAGUACCAUGUAUGCUUUAUCCACCAACGGUGCUCAACGAGUUCAUAAAAUGUGUCGCCAUUGGCGACAGCGGUGUCGGGAAGACUUGUCUGAUCACGGCAUGGGCGUGUAAUACACAUUAUAACCUGGAACAGCUGGUGAAGACACAUGUCUCCACAGUAUGGGCUCAUGACCACUACAGAAAAGACCCCGAGAUACUGGAGCAGUCUGUGGUUUCGGUAGAUGGAGGAUAUGUAGCUCUUAGAUUAUGGGAUACAUUUGGUUACCAUGACAAAGACAGAGGAUUUGCUUACAAAGGGGCUGAUGUCAUCUUGUUAUGCUACAGUGUGGCUAUGCCAAGGUCACUUAACAAUAUACGCAAAAUUUGGAUACCAGAGAUCCGAAGACGUGCACCUACCACACCUGUUGUUUUAGUUGGGUGCCAGACUGACCUACGGUACCUAUACAGGGAUGAACAUUAUCAGAAGAUACAUAAAGGAUUAAUGUACAAAGUUGUUCAGGAAAAAGACAUUAUUACACCAGAACAGGGAAGGUCUGUUGCAAAAGAAAUAGGAGCGCCCUAUUAUGAAUGUAGUGUAUAUACUAAGUAUGGUAUAGAAGAUGUCUUCCUAAAUGUGAUUCGUGCUGCCAUGGUCGAAAAACGAAAGAUACGUUUCUGGAGUGCCUUUUUGAGACGUAUUCAGUACCCACAGAUUCAAGCACCAAUGAAAUUACCACCGCUGUUGUUGCCAAAAAUUGAAAUUCCUGAAGAGACUUUACAUGAUGAUUUAUGUGACCUACUUCAUAACCAGUCUGAGGGAGAUGUCGUAUUUCUGGUACGUGGACAGUGCUUCAGAGCACAUAAAAUAUGCCUAGCUGUUAGUGACAUCAUAUUUGAAAAGCUAUUUUUAGGCAGUGAUGCAUUAGUAACAGAAAACGCGAAUAAAGUGUUAAAACGUUCUUUAUCCUCCCAUGGGAAUUCAAACAUUAAUACACAGUCUGGUAGUGAAACGAAGUUUCGUAGAAGCUCUGAUACAGUCGGCCCUGAUAUCCUAAACAUUAGGCCAGACUAUUCAAUUUUAGUGCAUUCCGCAUUUUUAACUGUUGAGGAAAGAAAAGCUUGUGACAAUCCAUACAAACCAGGGGAGGUCACUUACCAAACAGUCGUAACUGUUAGAAAUGAGAUUACACCGCGGGCAUUUCAAUUUAUUUUGGAGUACCUAUAUACAGGGUCAGUACGAGAAGAUUAUGAUGCAUUUGAAGAGGUGUUGGUUGCAUGUGGAAUAUUGCACUUGACUGACCUGGCAUUGAUGAUUUCGAACUUGCGAGGAGGUGAAGAGUAUUUAAAUAUGGAGUUAGAAAAGCAGUUUAAAGAAUACAGGAAAAGCAAGUUACGUGAAAUCGCAUUGAAAAAAGAGAGACUGACAGAUGUUCGUUUCCUUGUGGACGAUGGUGCUAUUCGAGCACACAAGCCGUUAUUGAUGGGCAGGUGUGAGAUGAUGUAUGCAAUGUUCAACGACAAUUUUAAGGAGUCUUCAGCUGAUUCUAUUGUGUUGCCUGGCAUUUCCCGCGAUGUGUUCCUUGCUAUACGAGAAUUUCUCUAUACCGGUGAGUGUACCAGUGGAGCGACACUGAACUGCCUCGGCAUUAUUGAAGCUGCCAACCGAUUCUGUCUACCGAGACUGGUGCGCUUGGUAGAGGCAAGGGUGUGCCAGGAUCUCACAGACGCAGACAAGGAGGGAGAAGAUAUCAUUGAGGAUGUUCUUAAAUUGUUGGAACCCGCGCAGUUACACAAUGCAGAGCUGCUGAGUGACUGGUGUGUGAAGUAUCUAAGCAACCAUUUCCUGGUGAUCAGACAGAAGUAUCUGAAGCUGUUCCAUAAACUCUGUGCUGACAACAUCAAGUUCAUUGAAAGGAACAAAUGGCCACCAGAAUGGUACAUGAAGGAGCUAGCCUACUUCGACCAUGUUCAGGCCCAGUCACUGAAGUCUAAGAAAUCAAAGAGAAACUUCCAGCAGAAGCAACAGUUCUCAAGAGUGGACCAGUGUACAAAUGCUGCAAGCUGCCUGUGUUUCUGUCGCCGCAGCAAGAUUGUUGUCGAGGAGAGAGAUUCUGAGUCACCGUUCGACUCUGUUGAACCAUAGAACUGUGUCUCCUGUGUGAUAGGACAGUCGUCUUUGUGUGAUUAUGUCUCCCCCAUAGGUGGGAAGACAUAUUGCUUUUGCCUUCGCCAUCUGUUUGUCUGUCAUUCUGUCUGUCUGUCAUAAGCUUGUCCAGCUUUCACAGGUCAAACUGCUGGCCGGAUUUCGACGAAACUUCACAGGAGUGAUCAGUACCAAGCCUAGUUAUGCAUGUCACCGACACAUUCCGCUUCGCUGCAUAAAACUGCAGCAAGAGCUAAAAAUAGAAAAAUCUUGUCCAGCUUUCACAGUUCAAACUGCUGGCCGGAUUUCGAAGAAACUUUACAGGAAUGAUCAGUAUCAAGCCUAGUUGUGCAUAUUGCCAACACAUUCUGCUUCGCUGCACAAAAUGGCCACCAGAGCUAAAAAUAAAAAAAUCUUGUCCAGCUUUCACAGCUGGAUUUCGACAAAACUUCACAGGAGUGAUCAGUACCAAACCUAGUUGUGCAUAUCGCCGACACGUUCUGCUUCGCUGCACAAAAUGGCCACCAGAGCUAAAGUUAUGCAUAGGGGGGAGACAUAUGUUUUUGUGACAAAAACACCUUCUAGGUUUAUUUACAUCUUUAAUUCUGUAGUAAAACACAAUCACUUGAUUUAGUUUAGACUGUUACCACAUCUUUUCUGAUCAGUCUCAUUUUUACGUAAAAUACUUAUCAGGGAAACGUUGUUAUAUCUCAAAAUAUUAUGCCAAAAUUAAAUCAUUCAAAUUUCUAGGCUGCUGAAAGUAUUUUAACAUGCUAUUCCAGCAAUGUAACUUAAAGCCAUAUAUUUAGAAAAAUGUAAUGGAGCAGUCCAUUUUGUAUAUGUCUUUUAAUUUUGUGGUAGGUCUCACUUCACUAAAUAUUUUUAUCAUUAUUUUGCCUGAAAGGAAAUUUUGAGUCUUUCUUUCACUUGACCUUUAAUUAAGGGAAUCUAUGGUCUAUCUGGUAAGGUGUCCACUGCUUAACCCAAGGGUCAUGGGUUCAAGCCCCUCUGGGGUCAGUACCUGUCUUCUCGUGUGACGCCAGUACUGGUUUUCUAGAAAGUGGACAGGAAAGUAGUUCCAAGUUAGAAGCUUUCAGCAUAAUCAAGGUAUAAUAAGUUAGUAUAAACUAACAACGGAAGACCAUACUUCUUGCCCAUAUUUGGUUGCCAUGGUAGCUGAAAGCUAUACAUAAAAUGUUACAAGUUUUGAGAAUGUAUAGUUCUAAAGCUUAAAGCUAUGUAGAAACUAGAGAUGUGUUGUAAUAGGGUGUGCACAGUUCUUUACUGGCUGAAAUGUUAGCCUGUAUAAGCUUGAAAAGCAAGCUACUUCUGUAUAAGCUUGAAAAGCAAACUACUCAAGGAUCCUCCUCUCCUUCCUUUUAUUUCGAGAAUGAGAAUUAAAAUUGUCAUAUCAGGGUCAAAGAUAGGUUACAAAGCUGAGCUUGGAGACCAGUCUACAAAUUGGAGCCAUCUUAUUGGUUGAUUUUGAGUAUAAGAUUGUAAUUGACCAAUUACAAGAUAGCAUUAUUAGACUGGUUUCCAAACUCUUAUUUUUUUACCUAUUAAAGAGCUAUGGGUUUGUAACAUAUGAUAUUUGUUAUAUGAUGUUUUUACCACAAACAGAUAUUGAAAAUAGAAAGGCAUGACAGUUUUGUAUGUAAUAAAAGCAUGCAUGUAAUUUGCAGAUUGAUUAUUUCAUCAUAAAGGUUUAUUAAAAGGGGUAAAUGACAGGGGUCCUUUGAAGUCUGAACCUUAAAAAAAACUUUUGGGUAUCUGUGUUUUCUGAUAUGUUUGUCUGGGUCCAUAAUUUGCUUACUUUAAAUAUAGGGUAAAUUUGUGCAUGUAUUUUUGCUUAGUCAUAUGUAUUUUGGAAAUAAUGUUAGUCAUAAAGCAUUCAUACAAUAGAUAUUGAAAUGAACUUUGGCUUAAAUGACUUAUCUAUGGAUAACUAAAAUUUGAGAAUUGUAAAAGGGUGCUUAAACCUGGGCUAGGUUUCAUUUAUUUAAUUACCAAGGAAAACUUCAUUUAUUGACAUUACCAUACCGGUUUUAAUAUUUUUCCAAAAAAUGACGAGCUGGUUUUUCCAUAAAAUGACAAAAGAUGGUUAAAAACAGUUUGAAUUAGAUACAUAUUUAUAUAGAGUACAUGUAUACAUGUUUUAUGUGUAUUCACAGUGGUAGGGAUUUGUUAUACAUUUGUGACAUUUACAAGUAGUUUAGUAAAUUAUAUUUUAAGGUUAUUAGCAGGAUAGAUGGAACUGCUUGAUUUGAUUUAAUGCAGUGUAUGAAGACCUAACAAAAAUUACAAUGCAUUGUCCUGUCUCAGAGCAAUGUUGCUAUGUACUGCAAUAGAUUUAGUUUUUUCUGUAGAACAGAUAUGGUAUUUAACCUUUACCCUGCUAAAUUUCUAUAAUGAGCUUGUCCAUUUUCCAAUCUGUUAAAAGGGGUGCUUACCAAAAAGAUACUGGCUGAGUAGUGACCAGUGCAGAUCUUUAUCAGACUGCAUGGAUGUGCAGGCUGAUCGUGAUCAACACUGGUCACAAAGGCAGAAUCAGUGUUGUCCCUCAUGAUGACGGUUUUAAAAUUCAUUUGAAAAUGUUCAUUAUGUUCUUCCUACAACUUACUUUUUCAUUAAGCUAUACAUUUUAUACUAAUUAAGUUUACAGCUUUAAUCAAGUGCUUAAUAGUAGAUUAAUCGGACAGUCACUUACAUCAAUUUCUUUUCUCUAGAAAAUUAUUAGCUCAUCAGUCCUGUGCACAAGUUGAUCAAGUGAGCAGUGGAUCACCCUGUCUUGUUAUCUGUCAUCAAGCUUUGAUAGCAAUUUCAUUUGUCACAAUUUUGUCCCAGUUCUCAUGAAACUUUUAAGGAAAUCUAGGUCAUAUUGAAUACUAGGUCAUCUGGGGUAAGAACUAGAUUAGGUGAGUAAUACAAAGCUUUUAUGGUUCUCUUGUUUUUACUUACAUUAUGAAAAUUGUUAACAUUGUUUUUGAAGUUAUUUCAUGAUCACACAAAAUUUGAUUUUACUGAUAAGGCAUGGCAGAAAAUAGAUUGUAUUGAUCUUUUAAUCAAUGAGUAUAAAAGCAGAAGGGAAUGACAGAUAUUUGUAGUAUCGAUAUUUUAACUUCUACAAAGUACCGUAAAAUGUGCUUAGAAUGUGCUCUAGACUAACAGGGUACAAAGAUUUUAUUUAUUUAUUUGAAAUAUCUCCAAGUAAACAUUUGUUUAGGUUUAAUGGUGAUUUUGAUUGUACAGUCUUCCCUCUGCUAAUCAUGCAGUCUGAGAGCAGAUAUCUCCAUACAGAUUCAUAUGAGCCAUGCCAUGAGAAAACCAACAUAGUGGGUAUGCGACCAGCAUGGAUCCAGACCAGCCUGCGCAUCCGCGCAGUCUGGUCAGGCUCCAUGCUGUUCGCUUUUAAAGCCUAUUGGAAUUGGAGAAACUGUUAGCGAACAGCAUGGAUCCUGACCAGACUGCGCGGAUGCGCAGGCUGGUCUGGAUCCAUGCUGGUCGCAAUGCCACUAUGUUGGUUUUUCCAUGGCACGGCUCAUAUGUUUCUUCCCCAGUUUCCUUAGCAACCACUUCAGCACAACAAAUAAAUUCCUCAGUCCAGUAGUGUAGCACUUAGAUAAUUUCCCCGAAUAAGUCUUCUGUUCAAAAAUUCUGAUCUUAAUUGUUUGAAGGGGAAAAUUUACAACUUGCACAAAGAUAAGAUUUUUGUUCCUGCACUUUGUGAAAUUCUUUUCUCACGAAAAUAUUUGAUAUUACACUUAAGUCAGUUCAUUUAGUAUGAUUGUUAAAAUUAUAAAUAUUGUGUGAGGAAUAUAUUCCAAAAUGGAAAUUUACAAUGUAAAUUAUUGUAAAAGCAGAAAUUUUCAUGAAGGUUUUAAUUUUCACUAUAUUCCCGAGGCCCUACAUCUCGCGAAAAUUAAUCCUCGCGUAAAUAUUCACAUUAGUAUAAUUGUAAGUCAUGAAGGAUACCAUAUUUACAAUUUCUUGAAUAUUAAACCUCACGAACAUACUCAAAAUUUCAAAUUUUCAAAAUUUUGGCCUAGCGAAAAUAUGUGCUUUUACAGGGGAAAAAAAUAUAUGGUGUAAUUGUUAAGAGCUUUAUAUUAUUGUUUCUGCUUGUGUUUUGUUAGAAGCCUUGCUGUUAGAUAGAAAACAAACUAUUUAUUUAGCUCUAGCUAUGGUUAAUUGGUUUAAUAUACCUUUGUAAACCCAUUCACCUAACUGUAUAUACUUCUUAGGUGUAGAUAAGUUUUUAAAAUAUGCAGCAUAAAAUUUGUUACAGAUAUGAUAUACAUAGAGUCAUCAUUCACAAACAGUUACCAUCCAUGUUCUAAUUAGUGCUCAUUCCCAACUCUUCCUUGGAUGGAUAAUUAUAUUCAUUCCCCACCGAAGGUGGAAGGAUAUAGUUUUGGCAUCGUCCCUCUAUCUAUAUUUCCAUCCAUUUGUCCUGUCCGUCCGUUCAAAACCAUAUAUUUGACAUAAUGUGGAGUAUUUAAAUAAAAUAUGGUAGAAAUGUUAAAUACUGUAGGGAAAUGCCACCCUGCAAUUUUCAAUCAGAUUGCAGGAGUAAGACAGUUAAGAUUUAUGGCCCUUUGUUCAUGUAUAUAAAUUGCAUACAUAGUGUUUUAUUCCAUUUUACAUCCGUCCAGAGUCGUAUCUCAGAUGUGGUUGGAAGGAUUUCAAAAACACAUGGUUGAAAUGAUAACUGCUAUAGGGCAAUAUGGCCAUGCAAGUUUCAUUCAGAUUGGUUGAGGAUGACAAGAUUAUACCUUUGAUAAAUUGUAAUCUUUUUGUUUAAGUUAAUCUCUUUUUAAUUUUAGAUUCAUUCAGUAAAAUAAAAUCAGUCGUUACAUUUUAUGCACCUUGUUCAAAUUUGGCAGGGGGCCAUUUGUCGUACUUUAAAUCAUCCUUUCUGUAACUUGACCUGGCUCUGAUUCUUAUAACACUACUGGUCCAGUGCCUAAAUCCAGACGCUUUUGGUGGUUUUUUGACGAUAACUUUGCAUUCUGAAACCACACGUGCAUAGCAUUUCAAAUGUUUAAUUUUAGGUACCUUAUAAAUCUAUAUGCAAAACAACAAAAUCGUAUAUUGCUGAUUUUAUCAUAAAAAAGGCAUCUGAAGUGGGCCAGUAAAAGCUGUCAAAAUCGACCUUCAGAGUGCUUAAAUAUUCGGACUCUAUUUGGGUAUGAAAUGCAAUGAAUCAGUUCACCCAAAAAUAACUAUGAACUAAGCAAGGCAGUCCUGUAAAUAUAUACACACAUCUCUGUUCGAUUGAAGUUUUAUUACCUAUUAAUCACGUGAUCAUGUGGACUAGUUUCUAAUUUAAUAUAUAACUGCCAAAUAUAAGUUUAAUAUAAUACGCAAUAAAAUCUAUCUGAGCGAAAAUUUAUAUGUUUACAACUAUUCUUACCUACAUGAAGAUUCUGUAGCUGUCGUUAUACUUUUUGACACAACUACAGGGAUCACUAUAAUGAUGUCGCGGCGAUUUUACCUAAUGAAUUGCUUCCCUUGUCUGCAAAAUGCUGGCAUUUUUUUCUCUCUAUUGAAUGAAUUAUUGUAUAACAGAAAUUGGUUAAAUUUCUUGAAUAAAUAUUGAGGGUAGUACAGAAUUCUAAAAUGUGUUUUUACAUCAGUUUUGAUCAACUAAGAAAAAAAGCCGUCUGCAAUAGGCAGAAUAUUUUUCUUAUUAAAUCAGUACCUCAUCGCACCUAAAAUAACUGGCACGCAUUGAAUGAUGUCAUUCCCCACGACACACUGUUUACUUUUAGCGGUGCGGAUGUUUGAAGGUAAUUUUCUCUGAAAAUACUUACAUUCAUACACCAUUGUUGACAACUGGUCAUCAAGGCGUUCCUUUGCAUCGCUCCUGUUCAUUCCAGUAAAAAAUCACGAUCAUAAAGCAUUUUUAACGGUGUCCGAAUUAUUAAGCAACGUCCGGAUUUAGGUACUGGACCAGUAGUGUGAUAAUUAGAACAUUUGUGGUAAUUGUGUCACCUUAGAUAGAUCUCUCUGUGAUAAAACGUAGAAUAUAUUGAUAUUCAUAAGUAAACUUUUUAUCUGCUGUAUACUACAUUACUGAAGGCACCAGUAUAUAACAUGUCUGUAAAUAGUUGUAUAAACAUAAAUAUAAAAAAAAAACAGAUAAAAAGAAGGAAAAUGGAAUAAAAGGUGAAAAAAAACAAUGUAAAAGAAAAAAAAAAAAAAAAACACCCAAAAAAAGAAUCACAAUGUCUACUGGACUAGUAUUGUAUCAGCAUAUAAAGUGAUGCCAGUGUAAUGUACAAAAAAAAAAAAAAAUUAGAAAUAGAAAAAAAAGAGAAAAAAAACAGUGGUCCAGUGCAUUUUACGCAAUGUGUAUUUAUAAAAGCACUGUGUACUAGUGUAUAAAAUGUACCAAAGCUGCUUUCUAUGUUAGUCAUGCAAUAGAAAGUUGCUAUGUUUUAAAAAUAGCGUAAGUUUGACCAAAGAAGUAUAAAAAACACAGAAUGGCAACAGGAGAUAAUCUCGCGUAAGCUCGUGUCACCGCUUUAUCUUAUUGAAGCAUUUGCUGAAUUGAUCACUCAUGAUCAAAUCAACAGAUGCUAAUAUUAAAGUAUUACACUGGCGAUACCGCCGACAUAAUAAACCAAAUCGGGUCCAAUUUUCAAAUGGCAACUGUUGAUUUCUGAGACUUCCAAACAUAAAUUCAUUCCUUCCCUGUGUAGAAAAUACUAAUAAUAUUUUUUAAAAAACACAAUUAUCAUUAUAAACAAACGAUCUGAUAGAAAGUUUUUCACGACACAAAUUUUAUCUUUCCGCAGUCUGUUUCAUACACUGGUAACAAGAUCUCAUUCAGUUCCCACGUGAUGUUGGUGAGAUUUGCUCUAUAUGCCUUUCAAGUUGCAGAUCUAUUUAUUUUUAUAGCUCUUUGGUUUGACUGUACUUAACAGAAUACUUAGAACUAUAUAAUAGCUGUAUGAUAAUUGAUUAAUAAUUUUUGAUAUCGCAAACAUGUGCUGGGAAAUCAUGUUAUUUCGCUGGCAUCAUAUUUCUUGGUUUCAGAUAAAGUGGCUGUUUUGUGAGAACAAAUUUGUAGAUUUCAAAUUUUGAAGACAAACUGAAUGCAAGUGUUAUUCUUUGUUUUCUGGGAUUUAAUUUUGUUGAUUGAUGCAACUAAAACAUGCAUAGAAAUGAGUGACCAGUGUGUUACAGUGAUUUCACAGAUGUUUCGAUAUGUUUCAGAGUUUCUUUAGUGUGACAUACAUCUGUAUAUAGUGCUGAAGCAUUGCAAGAAUUUGUCGGAUUUAAUUGCGCCAGUGUGCCCUUCAUUAAGACAGCUUAUUAUAUGAUGCUGUAUGAAUGAAUAUCCAGAAAUGCAUCAAAGUUCAUAUCAAGGUUUUAAAACUUGAGUUUGAAGACCAGUCUCAAAAUGCAGCUCUGCCAUUGGUCAAUUUCAAAACCAAUCUUGGAAUAGACCAGUCAGAUCCUUAAGCUUGAAGACUGGUCUUCAAACUCAGCUUUAUAACCUUGGAGUUGUAUGAUAUAUCUACACAAGUGUGCCCUAUAGUGACACUGCUUAUUGUGGGUGAUGCACGUUUCAACCAUGUUAUAAAAGAGAAUAACAAUACUUUUUGCAGGAGUUUAGAUUUAUAUAAAUGAGCCUCGCCAUGAGAAAACCAACAUAGUGGCUUUGCGACCAGCAUGGAUCCAGACCAGCCUGGGCAUCCGCGCAGUCUGGUCAUGAUCCAUGCUGUUCGCUUACAGUUUCUCUAAUCCCAGUAGGCUUUGAAAGCGAACAGCAUGGAUGUGAUGGCUGGUCUGGAUCCAUGCUGGUCGCAAAGCCCCUAUGUUGGUUUUCUCAUGGCACAGCUCAAAUACAAAAUCCUCAUUACAGUUGCUUUUCAGGGAUGACAACUUGACUUUCUUCUUAUGUGCUAGAAAAUGCACAAAAAAAUAAGUAAGAAGUAUCUCCAUCAUUGUUCUUUUUCAAAAGACACAUUUAAAUGCUAUUUUCAUAACAUCAUUUUGUUGUUGUUUUUACCUCUCAGUCUUGUUCAACUAUUACUCAAAAUGGUAUUAAGUUAUCUGAAAGAUCAAUUAAUAAGUAUUACAAUAAGAAACUGUCUGUGAGAAAAAAGUAUUUAUGACAUUUUUUUUCUUUGAAUCUUUGAAUCUGUAGACUUAGUAACCUAUUCUAUAAUUUUUAUAUAAGCAUUUAAUUGAUAUUUUUUUGUAUUAUGUAAACUCACUCAAUUAUGAGGAUAUCAUCCUGAGACCAAAAACCUCUGUACAUCAAACACAAAUAUUGCCCCCUUGGUGUUCACUCUGGAGAGGUUUCACUGUAAUGGUUUUCAACUGCAUAACUACACUGAUGCAAAACUCACAAUAUUUCAUUGUAGUGUUUAUAGGUGUGACUGUUUCCAUUUUUACCUGUCUCAUUGUAUCUCUGAAAUGGUGUCAGAAAUUAUUAUUACAAUUGCUGAUAGAUUUUGUAUUGUAUUUUCUUUUAUUUAGCAUAGCAUAUAAUGUGGAUUUUUUUUUAUUCUGGUCAGUUUUUUAUUUCCCCCUUCUAGCUAAAUGGCUUUUUAUAAUCAUUUUCAGUAUUAUCUGUUCAUUAUUGUUUCUUUAUUAGCAGGUAAACAUUUGAGUGUCAAGGUUUUGUUUUGCUUGUAGGAUAUAGUUGUAGAAAUUUAGUUGUAGAAAUUUAUUAAUAGCUGAUUGUUUAGUAUUCUGUGAUAAUAUGAAAUUCAUGUGCAAUGUUUGUUUAAGGCAAAGUGUAAGUACCAAAAUAUUUUCGGAAACUUUUGGGAUCUCUGAUUCCUGAAAGAAAUGUGCUCAUAGAUUUAUGUUGCUUUAAAUGUGACAUGUUAAGUGCUUUUAACUUUUAAACUAAAAUUAAUGUGUAACUAUUGUUUAAUUAGUAUUUUUUCACUAAGCAUUAUCGUUAACAAAUUAGAAUAUAUUUCAGGCAUAAAUUCAAGAACAUUUUACCACUUCAUAUUCAAGAAGAGAUUUCAUUUAGCUUAAAGCAGUCUUUAAAGUUAAUUGAUUUUUUGUAUAAGAAUAUCUUUGUUAUUAUUUAUGGGUAUAAACAUUUUUUUUAAAAAGAGCAAAUAAAAAACACUGUUGAACUUCACUUUUUCUUCCACGAGAGGAGUUACAUGGAUGUUGUUCAAAUGCAUGUACUUUUUUCGAUCAGUAGUCCAACUCUCGUAUUAUCUUCACCUGUUAUAUAAUGUUUCAACAAUCUGUACCUAAAGAUAAGUAAUGAUACCUUAAAAGACCGAUGUAUGAUUGAAUUUAUCUGAAACGUUAAUACGCUUUAUGUAAGAUAUUAUUGUAGCUGAAGAUACUAGUAUAUCUUUACUUAUGUUUUCAAUGUUGUUUUAGUUCUUCUAGUAUGUAUAUACUGUGGAAUCAUAAAUUUUUGCAGGGGACUAAUUUUCGUGGAUUUUAUGACUGGGUAAAUCAGCAAAAUUUGAGUGGCACCAUGAGAAACCAACAUAGUGCAUUUGCGACCAGCAUGGAUCCAGACAAGCCUGCGCAUAUGCGCAGUCUGGUCAGUACCCAUGCUGUUUGCUAACAGUUUCUCUAAUUGCAAUAGGCUUUGAAAGCGAACAGCAUGGAUCCUGACCAGACUGCGCGGAUGCGCAGGCUGGUCUGGAUCCAUGCUGGUCACAAAUGCACUAUGUUUGUUUUCUCAUAGUGCGACUCAUUUAAUCCCAGUGAAGCAGUAAAAUUCCUAUUCAUUGUAUGUUCAAAGGUCAAAAUCCACAAUUUUAUCCACAUGAUAAUACAAAUUGUGGCCCAAACCUUUGAAAUUUUGUGCCCACAAAAUAAAAUGAUUUUACAGUAGUACAUUUAUACCACUGAAAGUGCUGUAAGAACUAACACACUUAAGUGUGUUCAGUUGAUUUUACACUGUUUACUUUUUGUUGAUAUUAUUCCUUGUUUUUAACCUUGAGAAAUUGAUAUUCACUUUUGCCUUUCAAUUUAACUUCCAGUAUCUUGUACUAUUUAAGCAAAACUGGGUCAGAUGGCUAAGAAACAUGUAAUAUUUUGGCAACUUUGCUUUGGUCGUAUAACUUCUUUGGGUUAUUUAACCUUUAACCUGGUGGAGGCAAGUGAUUCUGCCUUUGCAACCAGUGCAGACCAAAUGUGCAGGCUGAUCUUGGUCCGUACUGUUCGCUAUUCAGUCAGUAAAUUUUCAGUGAACAUCCGUUCGAAUAAUAAAUGGUACUGCCCAAACUGAAUGAUAGACCAGUCCAUUUCUGAAAUUUAGGGUAAAGGUUAAAUGAUAACAGAUAAAGCUGAAUGCAAGAAAUUCUGUUGUUUUUUUUUCGUGUGAACAGCUUGGUUUAAGUUUGUAUUCUUGUUUUUCGUAUUUCAUAGAAUGUGUUCAGAAAUGUUUUAUGUUUAUAUACACAAUGCUGAAUAAAAAUAUGUUCCUAAGUAAAAAUAA